Molecule: messenger RNA, 408 nt
Organism: Caenorhabditis remanei
Lineage: Eukaryota; Metazoa; Nematoda; Chromadorea; Rhabditida; Rhabditidae
Exons: 3
Coding region: 1-408 (135 amino acids)
Source: RefSeq, a predicted model, not a curated record
AUGUUCAAUCUAGGAGUCUGGUUGAUUGUGGUGUUUGUUGCAGUCACAACAACUUCAUCAACCUCAAUUUAUUUAUGGAAAUAUCUGAGAGAUAAUGAACAUCGGUCACCUGCAGUUAUGAGGAUGCAUAAAAUGCUGUUGAUUACUCUCUUUGUGCAGACAGUCAUCCACGGAAUCAUGCUGGGAGGACCCAAUGUUCUAUUCCUUUAUGCUGCAUUCUUCGGUGCUCGCCAGAAAGUGAUGGCAAAUAUUGCAUUUUGUUGUCUAACAACUCAUGGAUUAGUAUCUACAAUUGCUAUGAUGAUCCUGACAAAACCAAUCAAAAUUGCAAUUCUUCAAAUCUUCAGAUUUCCAACUUUCCAACAUUCCAUUAAUGUUGUUCGAUAUUCCGCUUCCAAUAAAAACUGA